Cuculus canorus (common cuckoo) is the source of this 1068-nucleotide messenger RNA. RefSeq names its product sarcoplasmic reticulum histidine-rich calcium-binding protein-like. Bases 1 to 987 code for a protein of 328 amino acids. NCBI's taxonomy places the organism in Eukaryota, Metazoa, Chordata, Aves, Cuculiformes, Cuculidae. The record is from RefSeq and is a predicted model, not a curated record. Gene Ontology annotation, molecular function: calcium ion binding. The transcript is spliced from 6 exons.
AUGGCCUCGCGGUGUCUCCUUUUGGGGUUCCUGGUGGUGUUGGGGGGGGUUGGUUUUGGGGAGCCCCCCGACUUUGCCGGGGGUCCCCAUAGCAACGGAGAGCAUCCCGGUUGCCAUGGCAACCAGAGGGGAGGGGGCAAAGGAGGAGAAACAGGGCAAGGAGGGGGUCGCUAUGGUAACCGGGACCCCCACCUUGGGUACCACGACCCCCCACUUCAUCCCCAUAGCAACGAGGACCCCCAUCUGCGUCACCAUGGCAACCAGGACCCCCCAUUCCAUCUCCGUAGCAACGAGGACCCCCAGAGCAACGAGGACCCCCCUCUUCGUCUCCAUAGCAACGAGGACCCCCGUCUUCAUCCCCAUAGCAACGAGGACCCCCCUCUUCGUCUCCAUGGCAACCAGGACCCCCCGUUUCAUCCCCAUAGCAACGAGGAGCUCGUGCAUCACUAUGGCGACCGCGGUUGCCAUGGUAACAAAGAAGAGGAGGAGGAGGAGGAGGAGGAGGAGGAAGGUCACAUCGAAGGUGAACUCGGAGGUGACCCCCCCGGUUUCUAUGGUGACCAAGGGCGUUACCAUGGCAACCAAGGGCCUCCCCGUCACCAUGGCAACCGCGACCCCCCCAAAGAGGAGGAGGAGGAAGAGGAUGGAGAUGAUGAUAAUGAUGAAGAUGAUGAUGAGGAUGGAAACAGCUCUGAGGAGGAAGGGAAUGAGGAGGAAGAGGAGGAGGAAGAGGAGGAUGAGGCCGAAGGGCGGUACCGGCCCGGUUCCAUCUGCCGUUAUUGCGCCUUUUGCGAGCGCUGCUCCCUUUGCUCUCUCUGUCCGUGUACUGAGGGGGACCCCUCCUCCUGCCCCCCCUGUCAGGGCUGUCAGUUCUGCUCUCUCUGUCCCCUCUGCGAUACAGUCUGUCAGCCUGGGAGUCUCAUGGAUGAAAUCUCCGGCGCUUUGUUCCAGACCCUCAUCGGUUUCUUCGAAGAAUCGGAGCCCUGAGUGGAUUUUGGGGGUUCGGGGUUUUGGGGGGGUCCUCCCCCCCCCCUUUUUUUGUUGGUAUUUCUGUACCCCCAAAAAAUU